Messenger RNA from Marmota flaviventris (yellow-bellied marmot), 1046 nucleotides. It is a transcript of the gene Psmb10, whose product is annotated as proteasome 20S subunit beta 10. The record is from RefSeq and is a predicted model, not a curated record. Gene Ontology annotation, molecular function: threonine-type endopeptidase activity. Lineage: Eukaryota; Metazoa; Chordata; Mammalia; Rodentia; Sciuridae. Gene Ontology annotation, cellular component: cytoplasm; proteasome core complex.
AGGAGGGUAGAGGCAAAAGCGAAAGCGAGAAGUGUCAGCUUCAGCCGUGGAGCUCCACAGCAGCAGAGGCUGAGGCCUUUCUACUCUCCUUGGCCCCACUCAUCUAACCGAUCCAUCAACUCCUGAUCCCAAUCCUCCCUGCCUGCUCCGAAAUGCUGAAGACCGCGCAGGAGCCCCGAGGGGGCUUCUCCUUCGAGAACUGCCAGAGAAACGCAUCCUUGGAACGUGUCCUUCCCGGGCUUCGGGUUCCUCAUGCGCGCAAGACUGGCACCACCAUCGCAGGCCUUGUAUUCCGAGACGGGGUCAUCCUGGGCGCGGAUACGAGGGCCACUAACGAUUCAGUCGUGGCAGACAAGAAUUGCGAGAAGAUCCACUUCAUUGCCCCCAAAAUCUACUGCUGUGGGGCUGGAGUAGCCGCAGACGCCGAAAUGACUACACGGAUGGCUGCAUCCAACAUGGAGCUACACACAAUGUCCACUGGACGCGAGCCUCGCGUGGCCACGGUCACUCGCCUCCUACGCCAGACGCUAUUCCGGUACCAGGGACACGUGGGCGCAUCGCUGAUCGUGGGCGGAGUAGAUCUGACCGGACCGCAACUCUAUGGCGUGCACCCCCACGGUUCCUACAGCCGACUGCCCUUUACGGCUCUGGGCUCCGGGCAGGACGCGGCCCUGGCAGUGCUGGAGGACCGGUUCCAGCCAAACAUGACGCUGGAGGCUGCACAGGGGCUGCUGGUGGAAGCUAUUACCACAGGGAUCCUGGGUGACUUGGGCUCUGGGGGCAGCGUGGAUGCAUGUGUGAUCACCGCAUCAGGUGCCCAGCUGCUUCGGACACUGAGCUCGCCCACAGAGCCUAUAAAGAGGCCUGAUAGCUACUGCUUUGCACCUGGAACCACAGCCAUUCUGACCCAGACAGUGAAGCCAUUGAACUUGGAGCUCCUAGAAGAAACUGUGCAGGCCAUGGAGGUGGAAUGAAGUUGUCUGGGGUUUACAGCUAAGAACAAGGGGGAAUAAACCCAGAAAAUAAAAACAUCUAUACAGACUAAA